AUGCAUGUUUAUGCGAGUAUUACAGUGCAGUUUAUAAGUGGCAUUGUAAUUUUAAUGGGUACCAUUAAUCUUAUUAAGUCAUUCUUCCUUAGAUCCAAGCGUACUCUGCAGAUUCUUUCUGGGAUUUUUGCAUGGACCUUCAGAAAUGCCUUUAUGUUCGGGGUUUUGUACGUGAUUUUUCAUGAAAAUAUGGUGCACUCAAUUAUAACGAGUAAAUUACUUGGGACCCUGCUAUAUUUAGGGUACUUGAUAGUUACUUCUGUGAGUAACAACCUGAAGGGUGGUACUGGAAUAACAGAUGCUACGGCUGCUGAAAUAACUAUGACUGUGCUUUGGCGAUUUUUUGUCGGAAUUUGUGGGACUGCCUUGGUGAAUGCAAUUGACAAAGAGGAAGUCAUGGAUAGCCCAAAGAAACAAGCAUUUGUUAUAGUGUUUCUGAGUAGUUUUUGUUUAUUUUUCUAUAAAGUAUUCUGCAGGUCUGAACUUUCGUAUGAAAUGAGGAAUUCUUUGCCGGAUGGAAAAUUAAAAAGCACUUUAAAAGAGACACUUCAUAGGAUGGGACCAGAGUCGUAUGAAAUUGUGACAAUUGAUAUGGAAACUGCCAUGCAUAUGAGUCCUGUGCAUGUUGAAACUACAGGUCUUAUAACCCUAUUGAUCCUAAAUCCAUCUAUUCUUGACAAAUAUUCAAUUUCUGAGAUAGAAUUAAUUGUUGUGCACCAUGUCAUAGAGCAUUCCUUAAAGAAUCUUACACUUUUUAGGACAUUCUCUGGGGUCUUUAGGUCUUUGGUUUAUAUUGUUCUAUUUAUCCUUUUAUUUGGAUCUCUCUCUUAUCUGCCUAUUUUCAUGCGGAUUAUUCUGUUCUGUGAGCUGACGGAUUUAAGAGACCAAAUAAAGUCGAUUUUAUUCUGUGUCCCGUGCUACAUCAUUGAGAGGAAUGUUCUUAAAAAAGUGCAUAAAUUUAUGGAUAUUUCUGGUGCAUUCCCGGAGCCAACAAAUAGACUCUUGCGAAAGAUUCAGAAGGUUUCAUUUAGCAGACACUUUCACACGGGAAAGUGCCAUUUCGUCUUGAUGAAUCUCACAGAAUCAGAGAUAGCUGGAUGCUUGGGGAUGAAGGGAUUGUGA
Nematocida ausubeli is the source of this 1122-nucleotide messenger RNA. RefSeq lists its product as uncharacterized. NCBI's taxonomy places the organism in Eukaryota, Fungi, Microsporidia. The record is from RefSeq and is a predicted model, not a curated record. The transcript has a single exon. Bases 1 to 1122 code for a protein of 373 amino acids.